AUGCCAGACCUCCGUCCUCCUUUCCCCCACCCAUCAACCAACUACCCCCACCCCCUCCUCCUGCUCUAUCUCCCUUCGCAAGCAACCCCCUUUAUCCCACCCUCGCUCCACGAGCAAUUCACCAAGGCCCUGUCAUCCUCACACUUGAGCUCCAUCAUAACCACUACCGCCGCCGCGAUCCCGGCGGAGAGCAAGAAUUGGUCCGCGGAAUGGUUCGAGGAAAUGACCUUGGAGCAAAGGGAGGUUGUGAGCAAUACGAUUCGUAUGGCAACUCUGGUUGAGGGCGAAGGAGGACUGGGAGGGGUUUUGUCGAGGGCUGCGGCGUGGGGGUGCCGGUUAGGCGCGGAGGGCGAGGAAGAGGAAAAAGGGGGGGUAGGGUGGCAGGUCAGGAGGUUUUGGCGAGGGUUCAGGGUUCCCGGGGAGGUGUCCGAUACGCUAGCUGGGCCAUGGGAGGAUGUUAAAUCCCCUCUCCCAGGGGUGGCAGUAGGCAAUGGCGAUGGCGAUGGCGAUGGUGAUGGGGAGGGGCAUGGCGAGGGGAAUGCAAACGCAAUCGUAUGGCGGAACGGAAGAGCACACACCCUCCGCAUCAUACAAAACAGAAAACCGGUCAGGGAAUCGGAUAUCCGGCGACAGCUCGACCACAUCACGGCCCUCCCCGCUCCCCCAUCCAAGGACGGCGGAGCAAACAUAGCCCUCCUAUCCUGGCGCUACGGCCGUACAGUCUGGUCCCAACUUCACUCCCAGCUACUAGCCCAUGCACAAAACCUACCGGCUUUUAGAAAGCUGUAUAAUUCCGCUCUUAGUAUUGCCCUCGAUCCUGCACUCGCCUGGUCGCCCGAUGAAGACGAAGAUGGGUUGGCAAGACUACUGAAUGAGGUACGCCACGGUGAGCACAGUCCGAAUAGACAUGCGGACGCAACCUUUGGCAUUGUCUCCUUUGGAUAUGGCGAGGAGGGGAGGAGGGAUGGUAAAGUAGGAUUAGUAUUCGAUCAUACACCGGGGGACUGCGGUGCUGCUAUAGAGCUUUCGAAGAUUCUAGCUAGUCCUGCAACGCAGGGAGAGAGAAGAGAGAUGGAGGAAGGGGUUGAGUGCAAUUUCAUUCCCGAGGUGCUAGAAUUCACGUUCCCGCCAGGACCUAAACUCGACAUACCAGGCAGUGUGAUGGAGAGGAUCCCGCGGGAGGUGAGUACAGUGACACUGAACACAGCCGGGAGGAGCUAUGUUUCCGGGGGCCUAGUGGACGUCGGCAUAAGCCUCACCCUCCUAGCCGCUGUGGCCCCCGAUGCAAAUGGCCAUCAAGCCUGGCCCCCAGUGUACCAACCCGUCUAUCAACCAAGCUUCUACAAAGGCCGGUGCGGGCCCGGGUGCUGCACCACGGUUGAAUCAGUGGCCUUCCUAUCGUCCCUUUUCCCUUCCUCCUCCUCCUCCCCCCCCUCCCCGCAGGAGGAAGACUUGACGCCCGCGUUCGAAAAGUACCUCUCCCGUCGCCGCGACAUUCUUUCCACAGCUAGGACAGGUAAGCAUCCUCCAUCAUAGAUUCGCACUCGCUUAUCUAUUACUUCUCUAUGCGGUAGCGAGUCCAACAGGCAUCUUUGCCGUUCACAAACUUUACCUUGCCCUCAAUUCCGCUAUCAACGCCGGUGAACAAAGUCCCGACGUUCGCGUUGUAAAGGAAGUGCUCGAAAAGCUUCGCUCGGAGGUCCAGUUCACUGGUUUGUUCGCCCACUCCCCACCGAACUCUCGCGGGUUAUUAAUUCCGGGCAGGCUUCACGGUUGAUAAGGACGAGGUUGUGGCGGGGCUGUCUAAUGUUUUUGCACCUGGUAUCCUUCCACUCUCCCAGUUCAUACCCUAACGUUGGAGAGUUGUGGUUGACUUGGGGGGCGGGGGCAGACCAAGUAUCCCUCUUCUACUUGCAGAAGCCGAGCACAUGUGUUGUAUCGUUUAGUGCUACGGGGCGGUAUAUCCCUCGACUGCCGGGUAUCCUGCAGAGGUUCGAGAGCAGAUGGGAGGUUGUUGCUGGGUUCUUGGAUGGGUAUGCGCGGGUGUAUAGGAAAGUGAGAGGGGUGGAGAAGAAUCCUAGAGCUACGGUGGAUAAAUAA
This is a messenger RNA of Tuber aestivum (summer truffle), 2100 nucleotides long. The record is from the annotation of a GenBank genome assembly. NCBI's taxonomy places the organism in Eukaryota, Fungi, Ascomycota, Pezizomycetes, Pezizales, Tuberaceae.